GUCCUCUCUGACCCGGACUCUAAAUCCUCACUGUUAACUUUAAUUUUUUUGCGCAUCUGCUUUCUUCCGUCCUCCAUGUCAUUUCCUGUGAUAAAACAUGGUGGUCACAGCUCGAGGAGGCGGCGACUGAGUCGUUGCAAAAACAAAAAUUAAAAAAAUUCACGGGAAACUUUGCAGCCGCGGAGGCAGCGGCCGAGGGUCUGCGGUCGGCGGCUGGCGGGGGGGAGAGCGGCGCUACACCCGGGGGAGAGGGUCCGUGUCCCCGCCGCGUCUCUGCACAAGAGGCCGUGAAGAGGACGACGCUCUGGAUUUCUACCAACAUGGUUCCACCAUGAGCGAGCAGCCGUCGGACCUCUGGUACCCAGCAACAUCCUCAGGCAGAAACUUGUUCAUCCUAAGGACAAGCUGAACAGUGCUCGGACCUUUACAUAGGAGAGACCAAACAACCACUCCACAGGUGCAUGGCACAACACAGGAGAGCCAGCUGAUCAGGACAAGACUCAGCUGUACCUCAGCACCUAAAGAAGAAGGGACAGUCCUGAGGAGACUAAUGUCCACAUCUUGGACAGAGAGGACAGAUGGUUUGAUCAGAGGAGUGAAGGAGGCCAUCGAUGCCCAACUGGAACGACCAUCUUUGAACAGAGGUGGAUUAUGACCAGUCAUCAGCCACCUAUAACACAGUCCUGAGAUUCUUACCCAGGCUGUUAAACUUCCAUUCACACCUUGAUCCAUGUGAUCCUAAUGACUCACAUGAUGGCAGGGUGGGUCAACGACUCUCUCGAAUGGGACAACAUCAAGAAGGGUUAAACACCCGGGCCUUCCCUGACAACUGUUAGAACUGAUGAAACCUUUUAGAUGAGAGUCUGUGAGGAGUGUCAGGACUAUUUCCAGGAGGAGUGUCCGUCCCACGGGCCCCCUCUGUUUGUCCCCGACACACCCGCAUCUCCGGGGAAGGCUAACAGGGCGGCACUCACAGUUCCAUCAGGCCUGGAGGUCUACACCGAGGGGGGCGAAGUGAAUGUUCGCUGCGUGGAUGCAACCAUCCCCAAGGGGGCAGUCUUCGGUCCGUACGAGGGAGAGCUGGUGUCCAAAGACAAAUCCUCUGGCUUCUUCUCCUGGAUAAUUGUGGAUUUGAACAACACCUAUCAGUCCAUCGACGGCAGCGAUGAGACCAAAGCCAACUGGAUGAGGUUUGUCCGGACCUCGUCAGAGGAGAGCGACAGGAACCUGACAGCGUUUCAACACGGUAAAAACAUCUACUUCAGAGUCUGUCGGAGGCUGGCAGCAGGAGAGAAGCUGAGGGUUUGGUACAGCGACGACUACAUCCAACGACUUCACUGUGUUUCCCAGGAGAGCAUCGACCGCAACCUGGACACAGAUACCGGGAAGCCAGCGGUCCUGCCCAACAUUCAGAAGGACUUUAAAUCUCCCUGCCUGCAGUCAGCUCUUCAGGGAAAACUCUGCCCCAGCAAACAACCCAGUGAAGAGUCAGAUGGUCAGCCUCCUGCCAAGAGGAAGAAGAUCGACCUUAUCUUCAAAGACGUCCUAGAGGCUUCUCUGGAGGACUCCAACAAGUCCAGGUCCCAGUCAUCCCUCCCCAGUGAGUGUAAGGUACCAGUGCUAGGGUCAGGGUUCAAUCUGUCUGAAAGCAGUUUUAACGUUCCUAACCUGAAGGUGGAGGAGAAAGAGGAGGAGAACCAGCAACCCUCCACCUCCUUCUGCCCCAACUGUGUCAAACUGAAGAGGAGGAUCCUGGAGCUGGAGGAGGAGCUGUCCCGUCUCAGAGGAGAACAGGGGGACGUGGUUGGUCCAAUAAUGUCUGAGCAGACCCUGACCCAACACGAUCAGGUCCCACCCCACCCUGAACAAGGACCCAUUGAAGACUUUCAAGGGAUGGAGCCCUUGACGCCUACUCAGGUGGUUCUGGAUGAAGACGACCAGGAUGUGGAUUCAGCUGAUGAGUCGAUUGCUGCAGAUUUUGUGAUUUCUCCAGAAGACUCUUCAAAGCUUUCUUCUGGAGGGGGGCGACGGAUUCGUCGUUUCAAGCAAGAGUGGCUGAAAAAGUUCUGGUUCCUUCGCUACUCGCCAACCCUGAAUGAGAUGUGGUGCCACGUCUGCCGUCAGUACACCGUCCAGUCAUCCCGAACCUCUGCCUUCAUCAUCGGUUCCAAGCAGUUCAAGAUCCACACCAUCAAGCUCCACAGCCAGAGCAACCUCCAUAAGAAGUGUCUGCAGUUGUAUAAGCUGCGUAUGCAUCCAGAGAAGACAGAGGAGAUGUGCAAGAAUAUGAUGCUGCUGUUCAACGCAGCAUACCAUUUGGCCCUGGAGGGACGGCCCUUCUCUGACCUUCGUCCACUGGCAGAGCUGCUGAAAAAAUGUGAGCUCAAAGUAGUGGAUCAGUACAUGAAUGAAGGAGACUGUCAGAUCCUCAUCCAUCACAUCUCUCGGGCUUUAAAAGAAGACCUGGCCGAGAAAAUGCGCCUUUCUCCCUUUCUAAGCAUCAUAAUGGAUGCCCAAAACGACGACCUAUUCUCUGACAUGGUUGCAGUCUAUGUCCAGUUCUUAACCAAUGAGGGCUCACCCAACACAGAGUUUCUGUCCUUGCAGAGACUGAGCAUGGCCAGUGUGGACGGAUACCUCCAGGCUAUGGAUCGAGCUUUUGGGGUUCUGGGCCUGAGGUUUCAGGACUUGGUGGUGGUGGGUCUGGGGGUGGACGGCACCAACAUCUCUUCGGGAAUGAGAGCCAACCUGUACAUAGCAGUGCAAAAGACUUUUCCCUGGAUCCUCUGCCUUCCUAUCAUGAUCCAUCGGCCUCAUUUGGAGGUGCUGGAUGCCAUCAGUGGGAAGGAGCUGUCCUGCCUGGAGGAUCUGGAAAACAACCUCAAGCAGCUCCUCAGUUUCUACCGCUACUCCCCUCGCAUGAUGGCCGAGCUCCGGUCAACUGCUCCAACACUGUCAGAGGAGACAGAGUUCCUUGGGGACAUCAGAGCCAUUCGAUGGAUCAUAGGAGAACCAAACGUCCUUAAUGCACUCAUCAAGGAUUACCUGGAAGUAGUCGCUCAUCUGAAGGAGAUCAGCAGCCAGACACAGAGAGCUGAUGCUGCAGCCAUUGCUCUCACUCUCCUCCAGUUCCUCAUGGACUAUCAGUCAGUGAAGCUCAUCUACUUCCUCCUGGACAUCAUAGCUGUUCUGUCACGAUUAGCCUUCACCUUCCAGGGAGAAUACCUGCUGGUAUCACAGGUGGAAGCCAAAAUUGAGGAGGCCAUUCAGGAGAUAGGCCAGUUGGUGGACUGCCCAGGAGAGUAUCUGCAGGAGUUUGAGGAAAAUUUUCGUGAAAGUUUCAAUGGCAUUGCUCUGAAGAAUCUGCGUGUUGCUGAGUCCAAAUUUCAGUCCAUCCGAGAAAAGAUCUGCAAUAGGAGUCAAGGCAUCCUGUCUCAGAGGCUGGACCUGCAGAGCCGCUCAUUUGCCAAAGCCUGUAAGGUCCUGGAUUUAUCCACCUGGCCUCAGAAUCGGGAAGACCUUCAAGCCUAUGGGGAGGAGGAAAUCCAGCUCAUAUUCAACCAUCUAGAGUCUAUUCCUUCUGCAGGUCAGGAGAGCUCCCAGGCCAGGACGGAGGCCAGAGGCUGCCUGGUGGUGGAAUGGAAGGAUCUGAAAGCAGACUACUACAGCAUGAAUGGUUUCAAAGAGGUCAUCAGUCACAUCUGCAGGUACAAACAGCGUUUUCCUCUGCUGAACCGGAUUGUGCAGGUCGUCAGGGUCCUGCCCAGUUCCACGGCCUGCUGCGAUAAAGGCAGAGGGUCUCUACAGAAGAUGUGCAAGAACAAUCGUUCUCGGCUGACCCUGGAGCAGAUGAAUGACCUGCUCACCGUCGCAGUUAAUGGACCGCCCAUCACUAACUUUGACGGAAAGCGAGCGUUGGACAGUUGGUUUGAGGAGAAGUCUGGCAGCAGUUAUUCUCUGUCAGCUGAGGUGCUGAACAGGAUGUCAGCUGCUGACCAGAAGUCUGUUUUGCACAGUGUUGACGUCAACACAGAGUUUUACCCUGACAUUUAAUUGGCACCUACACCCAGUGUAGGUAAAAUACAACUAGAACACACUACACUAAUACUAAUAAAGUGAGGCAGCAUCGCUCCUCAAGUCCUCAAGUCCUCAAGUCCCAACGAGGGGACUACUCACACCUGUAGUUACCACAGGGUAGAAGGAAUGAUUGUGAAGCUUGGGUAUUUAAGAAAAAAAUAGCAAUUGUUAUUGAAUAAUACAGGGUAUAUAUCCUCAUAUUUGUGUUUAGGGAAAUCAGCACACGAAUAGGAUAAAGAAAAUAAGACAGGUCAGUGGUUCGAUCCCUGGCUCCCCCAGUCUGCACAUCUUAGGAUCAAUGGGUAAGAUACUGAACCCCAAACUUCCCCCGAUGGUCUACUAUAAGUGUGUGAGUGAUUGUGUGUGUUAGAGCACCGUAUGAAAGUGUGUGCAUGGGUGAGUGUGACCUGUAUUAUAAAGUACUUUUACUGGUCAGUAUGACUAGAGAAGUGCUGUAUAAAUGCAGUCCAUUCACUGUUACAAAUUUGUGUGAUGCUUUAAUAUAGUUAUUGUCACCUUACUAACUUACCAACUAUGGUAGUCUGACUGCUCAAAACAUAUCUCAGUUUUUAACCAAGUUGUCAGUUUUUUCAUAAAGACUGCAGCAUGUAAUUAGUUAUAAAAAUAAGAGUACUAAAGAAAAAGAUAUGAGACAUGAUUGAAACAUCCAGUUUCUCUUAUUCCAAAUGUACAAAUGCAAACAGGUGAAGAAUGAGUGCUUUGCACCGCUGGGCAAACCUCAUUCCAAAAAUAUCAACAUUCAGCCAGAUGGAUGGAUUACAGAACAGGUCUAGUGUGGUUGGUUCUGGGCCUAAAGGUUCAGGAGGCCCCUGAGCUUCACCUGUGAAAAAGAAGUUAAACGAUAAAUACAACUAAUUAGACAAAAAACACUUAAUAAGACACAGAAAACAACCACAAAGAGACGCAGCUGUGUUGUUUGUAGUCAUGUUGCUUUUACUUGUCUGUGCCCAGAGUCCCACUGUCUCAUAAUCCGUCCACGUUCAGCCAGACAUGAGGCUGAAAUCUUCCAACUCUGACUGACUGACUUCUUUCACUGAUGAGUAUUGUAAAACUGAGGGCCGCUGAGUGGCCCUACACUUCUUAUAUAUUAUAAUAAAGCGCUUGUUGCCAGAAUCACAGUCAGUUUUACUUUGGGAACAAUCAGUUAGUGUCAAACUAAAUGUCUGUGCCAUUGAGCCGCUCUCUGCUUUAGCUUAUCUGCCAACGGGAUAUUCAGUCAUGUAGUGCCUGACAGAAAUGAAAAGCUAGAGUGUAAGGAUGUAUAAAGGCUUUAUAUUUCUAUUAGAAAUGCAAACAGCCCUGCUACACACUGUAUAUAUUUUACAAACUGUAUAUAUUGUAAAUGCUUUUGAGCCUGUUUUUAAGGAGAGUAUUUUUCUCUUGAAUUUGACGAUUGUGCCAUAAAGAUUGAAUGCAAGAACCGAAAGAAAAGGUGCUAUUCUGCUAUGCCAUAAUGUAAUUUGCCAUAUGUGUUUAGGUGUUUACUGCAGCAAAUGAUACAUUUGAAAUGUGUCAUUUUUAACUGAUGCAUCAGCUUUGUGUUUGGAUGUUUCUAGCACGUCAACUUAAGUCUUGACCAAAGCUCUGGCUUCAAAUAUGUCAGAUAUGUUUUAAAAACUGCAUGAUGAUAUUCAACUGUUGCUUUUAGCACUUGAGUCGUAUUUUAUAUUUACUAUCAAGAUGUCUGUAUUUAAGGCUGAACUAAAUGUAAAAUAGAGUGAAUACGAUGAGCUGAGGCAGGCUGACCCCAGCAGGCAGACGGUGACUUUUACUUUAUUUUUUUAUUACAAAAGCUUGAUAAAACAUUUGCUUUGCUUUGCUUUGCUCCUGAAAUUAAAGAAAUAGUUUGACAUUUUGGGAAAUGCACUUAGGUUUCUUGCUGUGAACCAGAUGCUCUAAAAUGAGCUGAAUGGUUUGUCAGUCAACAGUCUGUAUGUAUCAUAUCUCUGACUCUGAAUCACAAGUCGGAGACAGACAGGAAACUGUUUUUACCACUCAACUGUUUGUAAUGUGAAUGUGGCAUCACCACCUUAGAUUGUCUUAAAAAUGGUCAUUUGUUUCCUCUGUCCGCUCUGCUGACCUAAGCACAGCACUAGUACAGAGCUAGGGCAGAGAGGAGCUAGAUUAGCUUAGCUUAGCAUAAAGACUGGAAGCAGAGGGAAAGAGCUAGCCUGGCUCUGUCCAAAGAUCAAAACUCUGCUACCAUCACUCCCUGCUGCCAGUCUUUAUGCUAAGCUAGGCUAAGUGAGUGUUACUGAUUGUCCUUUGGGAAAAUACGUUCCAAAAUAUUCCCCAAAAUGUUGAACUAGUUCUUAACGUUAGCUGUAUUGUUAGCUCAAAGUGACUGAAUCUCCUCCUUUCACAUGAUUGAAAGAUAAAACCUGUAUGCCUUUGUUUUUAUUGACAUAUUGUGCAUGUGUGUAUUGUAUGCAUGCAGUUAUUAAUGUUUCAAACUGACGUGUAGUUGGAGGAGUUUGAUGCUGUCUGAGCUGUGUGGAUGUAACAUCAGACCGGUGAUGGAGGGUUUUUUAUGAGCAGCAUCGAGCAUAAAAAGACUGUUGGUUUGAUUGCACUUCAGUUUUUACUGCUGCGGUUUCAAUCCAGAAACUUUUGACUGAUGAAUGCCAAUAUUUUGUGCUAUGCCUUAUCCUGUGUGUUUAUCUUUAUACCGAUGUCUGGUUGAUUGUAAUCUGACUCCAGAGCUGCGAGGAGUUGGCUUUAAGUUGUUCAUGUUGGGCGUUUUGCUGGAGCUGGAUCUGAACUUUGGUCACAGACGAACCAAAAAGAAAUGUGUGGUUACUUGAUUUCUCUGUUCACUGUUUUCUUCUGUUUCAGAUGCUUUAAAAUACAUUUUAAAAGACAUUUUAUCUGAAGUGGUUUCAUUAGACUCUGUUACUGUUGUCAGGUUUUCAGUGAUGGAAAGUAACUAAGUACAUUUACUCAGUUUAUUUUCAUUUAUUUCAUUUUCUGCUACUUUAUAUUUCUACUCUACUACAUUUCACAGGGGAUAUUGUACUUUUUACUUCACUACAUUUUUUAUGAUGCUGAUACUUACUGUUUUUUACUGAAACAGUGACCUUCACCUCACUCAGGUCAGUCCUUCACUUUAUUUUAAGUUUAUUCACCUGAUGCUGAUGUUUUGCUGUAGUUGACAUAAUGUGAGUUAGGAUUCGGCGCUGUUUAAAUAAAACUGUAUUUAACUGAA
Lates calcarifer (barramundi perch) is the source of this 7303-nucleotide messenger RNA. RefSeq names its product PR domain containing 11 (gene prdm11). Bases 856 to 4053 code for a protein of 1065 amino acids. NCBI's taxonomy places the organism in Eukaryota, Metazoa, Chordata, Actinopteri, Centropomidae. Gene Ontology annotation, molecular function: protein binding. The record is from RefSeq and is a predicted model, not a curated record. The transcript is spliced from 8 exons.